GGGUUCUGGGCAGAGGUUGGGGCUGUAGGUAGGGCCGGCCCAGGUGCAGAACUGAGGCGCCCGGAGCUGAAACAGCUGCACCUGACUUAAGCCCCUCCAGGAGCUGCAGAUGGAAAAGGGAGAGGAGCCUUUGGAUCCUGAGAAAGAGUUGCUUGAGCAGAUCUGGUACCAUGGAGGACUGUCUGAAAAGGAAGCAGAAGCCCUGCUGCUGGCAGACGGGGACUUCCUGGUAUGGGCUUCCCCCUCUGCCUUGGCCUCGGGCUGCAGCCCCCUGGUGCUGUCCUGCUGCUGGGGCGGCCGAGCACUCCACCUGGAGGUGGUGCGGAUCCAGCUGCGCCCUCGCCCUGGCAGGCCUCGGGCGCUCUUCCAGCUGGAAGGCGAGCGCUUCCCCAGCGUGCCCGCCCUGGUAAACUGUUAUGUGACGACGCAGCGUCCCUUGUCCCAGGCUUCGGGGGCCGUGGCCUCUCGCCCUGUAGCCCGCCACGGACCUCCACAUCCGGUGACCUCCGGCAAGCCCCACCACCGGCGGAGCCUGAGCGGGGACGGCUGCAGUGAUGGUGCUCGCCAGGCCUUCAGGGACCUGCUCAGGACCAAGGAGCUCAGUGGUAGCCAGCCAGCCAGCCUAGAUAUCCUGGGGCACAAGGGAGGCCCUCCUAAGGGGAGCAAAGGCCCAGAUGAGCUCCAGAUGGCCAAAGUGGUACCUCCCGUUUCCCCCCUUUUCCGUACUGGCAGUGAUCCUGUAUUGCGCAGGGCCCAGUACCUGAGCAGGGGCAUCCCACAGUGGGGUUCAGAUGGGCAGCUGCAUCCCAAGGUUCCACCCAAACCUCCACGGGCACCUUCUGUAAUGUUGCCUGAACACUCUGGGACUCCCCCUUCCUCUGAGCUGGUGCCCCAGGAGAUGCUCCACCUGCAAGGGAAGGGAAGGCCAGGGGAGGAAGCUGGGAGCAGGGAGGAGGCCGGCCAUGGACCCAGAGACAGACCGGAGCCCGAGGCCUCACACGCCCACCUCAGCCACAAACAAGGUGCACAGGAGAUCCCUUGGUGGGAGGAGCGGGAGGAAGAAGAGGCUGAAGAUUUUGUGAGACCCCGAGGAGGAAUUCCCACUGCCCUUCAGCCCCAAGCCUUUUCUUCCUGCUUGUUGGGCCCUGAGAACCGACCCUUGGAGCCCAGUGCCCUGAAGACCCUUCGCGCCCUGUUCUUGCAGCACGAUGUGAACACCGUAGCCCAACACCUGCUUCUCACCGACUGCCAGGCAGUGCAGAUUUUGGGUGUGACUCGAAUUCAGCGCCAGGCAAUGGGUGUCCCAUCGGGGCUGGAACUCCUCACACUACCUCAUGGUCACCAGCUUCGGCUUAACCUAUUGGAGAGGCACGAGGCCUUGGCCCUGGCUGCGGCCAUAGCUGUGGUGGGAUGCUCAGGGCCGGUGGCCGAACGCGCGGCCACCCUGCUCGGCCUUAUCCAGCUGGCGCUGGCCCUCCGGGCCCCCGGGGGCACCGGAGAUCUGUUUGCACUUUCCUCAGUGAUGACAGCCUUGCAGCUGCCCCAGAUCACCCGGCUAGAGCAGACAUGGCGCCUCCUCCGGCAGAACCACACGGAGGCUGCGCUGGCCUUCGAGAAGGAGCUCAAGCCCUUUGUGCGAGCCCUGGAUGAGGGGACUGGGAUGGGCCGGCCUGGGGAGGUGGCCCUGCCUCACAUAGUGCCCGUGGCCCGGCUGCUGGAGGGGGUCCAGCUGUGGGGGUCCAACGAGGAGAGCUGUGAGCGGCUGCUGUGGACGUUGCAGGGAGCCCGCGCCAUGGCCAACAACGCCUCCCACUACCGAGAGGUGGCCAGGGCCAAGCUGAAGGGUAAGCGGCGUCCUCCCCUUCUUCCUGCCACCCCUGGGAGCUCCUGCCUUACCCCGGCCUCUGCUCUUCCCUCACCUAGGUUUCCAGCCCACCCCGGAGCUGUACGAAGCCUUCCAGACCGAGUUUGCCCUGAGGCUCCUCUGGGGCAGCCGGGGUGCUGGCGUGGGACCAACUGAACGGCACAAGAAGUUCCACCUUGUUCUCAGUGCUCUCUCCCGGAGGCUGGAGCCCGAAGGCUGAGGUCCCUGGGGCCAUCAAGAUCCCUUAGUUAGCCAGAACUCCCCUUGGACCGCAAGCCUCUUGGGAAGAUGGAAGUUUUCUGCCCCUGCUCCCCAGUCUGACUAAUGCUAGCUGGGCAGGUGUGAGCCCUGCUCUCCCCCCUCCCCCCACCCGGACCCACACCUGGAGCAGUGAGAGCCUCCAGAGCAAGGGGGGGCCAACAACUACUGAGCCCUCGUUCCCAGUUUCUCUCCUCCCUCCUGGGACCAGGAAGUGCCCCAGCUUCUCUGCCCUUCCAGAACCCGGGAGGCUUCUGGGGAGAGGGACUCACUACCUCGUUGCUGCCCGUUAAGUCAGAAUCUGCUGCUUUGGAUCAGCUCUUCAUCCGAAGCAAACCUUGUUUUGCUUCCACAGGGGGAAGGGGACAUUGCUAAGAGGCCCACCCCCCUCCCAUCCCCUCUUGGAUAAGCUCCUUAGGCUCACAAAGUGGGAACUUGCCAUAUCCCUAACCACAAGUCACAGGGAUCAGAUCAAUAAUGUCUGAGGCACAGCAGACCUAGAUGGAAAAUGAAGGCUCCCUUCCAGGCUGCGGAGCCAGAAGCUGAGCAGCAGGAAGGGACAGAGGAGGCCUUUGUGGUGGCCCUAGCCGACAGGUGGGGGAGGACACAGCAGGCUGGGGGAGGGUCCGCCCACCCAAACCCCCAAUAAAGCUCCACGUCAGGGGCUGCACACAGUCCAUUUAUACAAGUUUUUGUUUUGUUGUUUUUUAAAAAAAAAAAAAAAAAAAAAA
Molecule: messenger RNA, 2853 nt
Organism: Sarcophilus harrisii (Tasmanian devil)
Lineage: Eukaryota; Metazoa; Chordata; Mammalia; Dasyuromorphia; Dasyuridae
Gene: SH2D3A
Product: SH2 domain containing 3A
Exons: 9
Coding region: 110-2020 (636 amino acids)
Biological process (GO): small GTPase-mediated signal transduction; positive regulation of peptidyl-serine phosphorylation
Molecular function (GO): guanyl-nucleotide exchange factor activity
Source: RefSeq, a predicted model, not a curated record